UGUCUAUAGCUCAGUUCAUUCUGAUCCUGCUCUCGGAGAGAGGGAACUUUAAGGAUAUGAUUCUUCCACUUCCCUUGCUGGCACCCAGACAGUAAGCAAAGGAGAGACUGGAGCUGCACCCAUUGAAGUAUCCUAGGGUGAGGGUGAAAGUGGCAAGGGACCAUGAGACGGAGGCUUCUGUUUUCGCUGCUCGUAUUGCUAGAGCUCAUCGGCACCAGUGAUUCUGCGGCCUGCAAUGGAUGUGGAACUAGCAAAUGUGACUGCAGUGGAGCAAAAGGACAAAAAGGUGAGCGAGGUCUGCCUGGUUUAUCUGGAUUAAUGGGCUUUCCUGGACUCCAAGGGCCAGAAGGGCCACAGGGACCAAUAGGUCAGAAGGGUGACACAGGAGAACCAGGUCUUCCCGGCACAAAAGGAACCAGAGGUCCACCUGGUUCUCAUGGAUUUCCAGGAAAUCCAGGUCUUCCUGGCAUACCUGGGCAGGAUGGCUCACCAGGCCCACCUGGGAUUCCAGGGUGUAAUGGCACAAAGGGUGAAAGAGGACCUGUCGGACCACAUGGGCUUCCUGGAAUAAUUGGGUAUCCUGGAUCACCUGGGCAACCAGGACCAAAAGGAGAACCUGGAGAUAUUACUGGAAUUGAUGUAUCAAUGGUAAAAGGAGAAAAGGGUUUUCCUGGAAUUAACGGAUUACCGGGUACACCUGGAUUGCCAGGUACACCAGGCGUUGUUGGACCAAUUGGGCCACCAGGCCCUGCAGGACCUCCAGGUUCACCUGGUACUCCAGGACAAAAGGGUGAAAUGGGAAUAAGUUUUUAUGGACCAAAAGGGGAAAAGGGUGAUCGGGGACCUGUAGGUGCUCCUUGCAAGUCUACAACUGAACCUCAAGGCAGGGAAAAAGAUGAUCAAAUAUAUUAUGGAGAAAAGGGAGAAAAUGGAAUGCCUGGUGAAAAGGGUGAACGUGGACAAUCAGGACAAAGCUUUAAGGGUGAAAAAGGAGAGCCCGGGCCAGCAGGGCCCCGAGGAAAACCUGGGAAAGAUGGUGACCAAGGUGAAAAGGGAGUUCAAGGAGUUCCAGGUAUUCCAGGAUUUUCAGGUCCUCCAGGAUUGGAUGGAGCAGAAGGAGACAAGGGUGAAAUUGGACCACAGGGGCCUCCAGGAAUUGUAAUUACAGAUGACGAUACAGCAGUAUGUGAAAAAGGAGAUCGUGGACUACCUGGUUUUCCUGGACAAAAAGGAGAAAGGGGUCUUAAAGGUGCUCAGGGAGUGCCAGGCUUACAAGGAUCUCCAGGGCUUCCUGUUGCUGGAUCUACUGGGCUACCAGGUUUUCCUGGUGAGAGAGGUGAAAAGGGAGAACAUGGAUUGCCAGGGUUAGCUCUUCAAGGGCCAAAAGGCAAAGAUGGGUUGCCUGGUCCUCCUGGAUUACCUGGUUUACCAGGUGAAAUAGAUACAAGCCUAGAAUGUGUAACUGGGCAGCCGGGAGAGCCUGGAUUACCUGGAAAUCCUGGACAAAAUGGAUUCCAAGGGGAGAGAGGGCAGAAAGGUGAUAAAGGUGACGCAUGUCCUUCAUGCGAUUUAGUUCCACCAGGACUUCCUGGACCACCAGGUCCUCAAGGACCUCCUGGAGAUCAAGGUGCUCCUGGUGUACUAGGAAUCAAAGGAGAUAGAGGUCAACCAGGCUAUGAUGGGUUACCAGGAGUGCCGGGACCUCAAGGUAGUCCAGGUUUAAUGGGAAGCCCUGGUGCAAAAGGAGAACCUGGGGAGGUAUACUUUGAGCCAAGGCUAAAAGGGGAUAAAGGAGAUGUAGGAAUACCUGGACAGCCUGGAACACCUGGAAGAGAGGGAAGACCGGGCAGUGAUGGACAACAAGGACUGCCUGGUCCAAAAGGUGUAUCGGGAACAAUAGGUGCAAAAGGUGAAGAAGGACUUCCUGGUGACAAAGGAUCUCCUGGAAACCCUGGGGAACGUGGCUUUCCAGGACCAGCUGGCAUAGGGCCUUCUGGACCACCAGGUGAAAAAGGAGAACCUGGCGUUCCUGGAUUUGUAGGCAUACCUGGUGUACCUGGUGCUAAAGGUGAACCUGGAAAGGCUAUUAUUAAAACUGGGCUACCAGGACCAAUGGGAAGUGCAGGAGUUCCAGGCCUUCCAGGAGAUCAAGGUGAAAAAGGAUCUUCAGGACCUCCUGGAAGACCAGGACCCCAGGGGGAGAAAGGCGAAGUUGGCUUACAUGGUGUAGGAUAUCCUGGGCCUCCUGGUGAAAAAGGUUUUCAAGGAAUGCCAGGUACACCUGGUCAAGCUGGUUUUCCCGGUCCACAGGGACUUGAUGGAUUACCUGGUUCAAAAGGGGAACAAGGAAAAAAAGGUGAACCAGGUUUGGGGCUUCCAGGCCUAAAAGGAUUCCAAGGACCACCUGGACCUGCUGGAAUUCCUGGAGAGAAAGGAAAUCAUGGAUCACCUGGUGUGCCAGGGGAACAGGGAUUUUCAGGUGUUCCAGGCCAUCCGGGGAGCAAAGGUGAGCCUGGUAUUGUGGGCGUUCCAGGAAUUCAAGGACCUCCAGGUGUACCUGGAAUUGGAUCUAAGGGGCAACAAGGACUUUUGGGACCACAAGGUUCUCCAGGUUAUCCAGGACCUGCAGGAGUUAAAGGAGAACGUGGCUAUGCUGGUUUCCCAGGAUUAGAUAUGCCAGGACCAAAGGGAGACAAAGGAAAUGCAGGAUUACCAGGACCUACAGGUGUACCAGGAAUUCCCGGCCAGCCAGGUGGACCAGGGAAAGAGGGCCUUCCAGGUUUUCCAGGACCAAAGGGAGAAAUGGGUGUCAUGGGAACACCAGGAAACAUUGGACCACCAGGAGCCCCAGGCAGUCCGGGACCAUUAGGUGAAAAAGGUGACCCUGGUCCUGUUGGGCCUCCUGGCACAGAUGGAUAUCCUGGGACAAAAGGAGAAAAAGGUGAAUUAGGAUUGCGUGGUGAACCUGGUAAAAUAUCAGAAACUGACAAGGAUACUAUGAAGGGUAGCAAGGGAGAUCAAGGAGAAAGAGGUGAGAUUGGCAUCUUGGGAGAAAAAGGAACUACUGGAGAAUCUGGCAGCCCAGGAAUGCCUGGAAAAGAUGGACUGAAAGGAGUACCAGGAGAGUCAGGACCUAAAGGAGAAAAGGGUACACAAGGAAUACAAGGAACCCCAGGAUUUCCAGGACAAAAGGGGGCUAUAGGAGGGAUGGGUUUGCCAGGGCCUACUGGAGAAAAAGGUCAACAUGGACUAACAGGAUCACCAGGAAGCCCUGGUUUGGAAGGAAUAAAGGGAGAAAAAGGAGUAAAGGGUGAAGUGGGUCUUCCAGGUAUCGGCAUUCCAGGGGUGCCUGGCGUUAAGGGUGAAGCUGGAAGAGAUGGCCCUCAUGGGUUACCAGGGGAAAGGGGUGAAAAAGGUGAUGUUGGUAUUCCAGGAAUGCCAGGAUUUCCAGGUUCCAAAGGAGCUACAGGCCAAGUAGGCAUACCAGGUAACCCAGGACUUCCAGGAGAAAAGGGUGCCAAAGGGACCUCUGGGUUGGGGGGCACUCCAGGCCUAAAAGGACAAUCAGGUGAUCCAGGUGUUCAAGGUCCUCCUGGCCAUUCUGGAGAGAAAGGUGAACCUGGUUAUGAUGGAAUUCCAGGCUCACCUGGUGAAAAGGGAGAGACAGGCAUACCUGGUAGGGGACUACCAGGAUUUCCAGGAGAACAGGGAGAAAAAGGUUCCAAAGGUGACAUUGGUUUACCCGGUGCACCUGGAAUUCCUGGUGUCCCAGGUAUAAAAGGUGAUCAAGGAUUACCUGGUAUUCAGGGCCCUCAAGGGACACCGGGGUUUCGUGGACUUCCAGGAGUACCAAUGGAAGGACCCAAAGGUGACAGAGGACAGCCAGGUCAAGUAGGAUUUCAAGGUUCUCCAGGCCCUGUAGGACUUCCCGGCCUUCCUGGAGAGGAUGGUAUGAAAGGUGAAAAAGGAGAAAGAGGAUGGCCUGGAGCACCUGGUUUUCAAGGGUUUAAAGGGGACCUUGGAAUGCAAGGACCACCAGGAGAUGCAGGUGAUCCAGGUAUAACUGGUCAAAAGGGCGAUACAGGACCUUCAGGACUUCCAGGACUUCCAGGUGUGAAAGGUUCUAUAGGUAUAUCUGGUGAAAAGGGUGAUUCUGGUGACAGAGGGAUACCAGGACCUAAAGGUGAUUCGGGUCCUCCUGGACCUGCUGGUACACACAUGGUCACUAAAGGAGAACCCGGAGGUCCAGGACCACAAGGUCCUUCUGGUCCUAGAGGAAUUCAGGGAUUGCCUGGUCCAAAAGGGGAAAAAGGUUUGUCUGGUGUUUCUGGGCUGCCUGGACCAAGUGGUACACCGGGAAUAUAUGGCACCCCAGGUCAAAAAGGAGAGACUGGUCCAAGUGGUCCAGCAGGUCCAAGAGGAUACCCUGGCCCCCCAGGCAGUGAUGGCUUGCCUGGACCUAUAGGCUUGCCUGGACUACCUUCUAUGGCUCAUGGUUUUCUUGUUACGAGGCACAGUCAGACAAGUGAAAUUCCACCAUGUCCUUUUGGAACAACUGCUGUUUAUAGUGGAUAUUCACUGCUCUAUGUGCAAGGCAACGAAAGAGCACAUGGUCAGGACUUGGGGGCUUCUGGGAGUUGUCUUCGUAAAUUUAGCACAAUGCCUUUCCUCUUCUGCAAUAUAAAUAAUGUCUGCAACUUUGCUUCAAGGAAUGACUAUUCCUAUUGGCUUUCCACUCCAGAACCAAUGCCAAUGAGCAUGGCUCCAAUCACAGGGGACAGUAUUAAAUCUUUCAUCAGCAGGUGCACUGUGUGUGAGGUUCCUGCCACGGUAAUGGCUUUUCAUAGUCAAACAAUUCAGAUACCUCAGUGCCCUGAUGGAUGGAUUUCACUAUGGAUUGGGUAUUCUUUUGUAAUGCAAACGAGUGCUGGUGCUGAAGGCUCAGGGCAAGCUCUGGCAUCCCCAGGAUCCUGUCUAGAAGAGUUCAGGAGUGUACCAUUUAUUGAGUGCCAUGGGCGUGGAACCUGUAACUACUAUGCCAAUACCUACAGCUUUUGGCUUGCAACAAUAGAGGGGAAUGAGAUGUUUAAAAAACCAACUCCUUCAACGCUAAAGGCUGGAGAUCUACGCACAAACGUCAGCCGCUGCCAAGUUUGCAUGAGAAGGUCAUAAUAAUGUUUCCCACAUCCCCUCAAAGAUAUGGUGCUAUUGUUUAAGAUGAAAAAGUCUACAAGUAUUAUAUACCUGUACCUCACUAUUGUACAAUACAAAAGCAAGUAAAGUGCAUUUUAAGAACUCUCCUAAUUAAGUCUGUUUUACCGAUUUUUGUCUGCCUCAAGAAAGAAAAAAUCUCAAGACAAGCUCUGUUUAUGACAUGCAAAAUGGCACUUUUAAAACAUAAUAUUACAUACAUAAUAUAAUGUAAAGCAAUGAGGAAAAAGAGCAAUAGCUGAGUUAUGUAAUAUGGUGCUAGCCUAGGAGAUCCGCAGUACUUUUAUGCUGUGUGAAACCUCUUUAUUGUAUUAUAACAUCAGGUUUUUUUUGUUCAGAAAUAUAAAUAUUGCUUUAUCUAAGCUUUUCCUGACUGUAUAAAGUAAAACUUUGAUGUGUGAUUUUAUAGCCGGAAAUGGGACCAUUGGGAAAUGUUUUCUACGCAUAUUUAAAUCAAAAACAAAAACUCACAUAUAAAAGGAAAAAACAACAACAAAUAUCACUAUUGUAAAUAGUAUGCUUGUUAAAAUGACACUUUGAGCUUCAGUACACAGAAAUAUUUAGCAGAUGAUUCCGUAAGAAAAAUGAAAUAGAUAUAAAUUUUCUAAUGAAAAAUAUAAAAAUAUGAAUUCAUAAAGGAGAUAAAAUGCUAUAAUAUAAUAACACAUAGUAACACACAAUAUAAUAACAUACAUUCUUGUAACCUAUAGUAGUCCUUCAAAUUCAUUGGGGGAUGUACAUUAAAAUGACACCUCUUAUUGUUUAUUGACAUAGUUGUAAUAUGUUAAGCACGUCGUUCUGAUCCGAGUGUGUCAGAUUCACUACAGAGGGCACAAUGUUCUCCUAUGAAGAAAGGAAUCCAAAGGAAUCUUCGACUAAAUCUGAAGUGGUUAUGACAUCACAAGUGUGCUUAUACACAGUGACACCACAGCUGCUUUGUAUAUUCAGGUGGGGAUCUCUGUAUUGUCCCCUGGAGGCUUUUCCAUCAUUUGUUAUAUAAAUUAUGAUAUUUAUGAUAAAUUGUGCUUUGAUACAAUUGAGAAGAUGGAUUGAGCCCAUUACUUUUCAUGCAAAGCAUUUCUGUAUUCUGUUUGCUGGCAACUGAUAUUCUAAAACAUAACUUAUGGCUUGAUAGAAUGCACUUUGGAAAAGACUUCCAAAGUGAAAUAAUAAUAAAUACUACUGAUAGGGAGAAUACAUUUCAGGUAAUUGUAAUUAGAUCCCAAUGUCAUUUUUUUCAGCUAGACUUGAUAUAAUUCAACAAAUGUCAAAAAAUACUUGGUUGACUAUACCUGUCCAAAUGUCACCAAAUGAUAUGUCUAUUGGCCACAACCAACCAUACUGGAGAUUCAACAACUGAGAUAAUCACAUUUCCCAUUUAAAAUGUCACACACAAAAAAAGAUGUCUAUAGAGCCCUUGCUUAAGGCCUAUUUUUAGGAUGUUUUCCAGUGGAUGGCACAGAUAGGAAAAAAAGCCUUGUGUGCCAGAAGCAUUAUACUAGAAUUUCCUAUACAUCACGUGAGUAUUUAGCACAGUAUUUAUUACAUGCAUGUUGCAGGGAUUACAACAUUUUAUACACAAAGAUCAAAGAAAGGACAGCAUUCUUAAAGAGAUACUGACAUCAGAAAAUAACUUUUUAUUAUCUAUCAUAACAUUGUCUUUGAAUGCUAUUUAUAA
Xenopus laevis (African clawed frog) is the source of this 6889-nucleotide messenger RNA. RefSeq names its product collagen alpha-1(IV) chain-like (gene col4a1.S). The record is from RefSeq and is a predicted model, not a curated record. NCBI's taxonomy places the organism in Eukaryota, Metazoa, Chordata, Amphibia, Anura, Pipidae. The transcript is spliced from 52 exons. The coding region runs from base 163 to 5172 and encodes 1669 amino acids.